AUGAUGAUCACUGAAAAAAACCAUAGUGGUACUCCAGUCAUUUUCAUUCUCUUGGGAUUUUCUGACUACCCAGAAUUUCAGAUUCCUUUCUUCCUGAUAUUUUUGACCAUCUAUGUAAUCACUGUGAUGGGGAAUCUUGGAAUGACUGCAAUCAUUAUCAUGAACCCCAAAUUACAUAUUCCAAUGUAUUUUUUCCUUAAGCACCUAUCUUUUGUGGAUUUCUGUUCCUCCACUGUUGUUGCACCAAAGCUGCUGGAAAACUUAGUUGCAAAGGAUAGAAUAGUGUCUAUUUCUAUCUGCAUCACACAAUUCUUCUUUUUUGCUACCUAUGCUUUGACUGACACCUUCAUGUUGGCAGUGAUGGCAUAUGAUCGCUUUGUGGCCAUUUGUUAUCCCCUUUUAUACAUGGUCAUCAUGUCCCAGAAACGUUGUGUCUUGUUGGUGGUGGCAGCAUACUCCUGGGGCACACUCUUCUCUCUGCUCUUCACCUAUUCUCUCCUUACAUUAUCUUUUUGUGGGACUAACAUCAUUGAUAAUUUUGUCUGUGACUAUUCUGGAAUACUUUAUGCUGCCUGCUCUGAUAAACAUUUUAGUGAGAUGAUUCUUUUUAUAGUUACUAAUUUUAAUAUGCUGAGCACACUCCUGGUCAUAAUUUCUUCUUAUAUUUUUAUUUUUGUAACUGUCAUGAAGAUGCAUUCAGCUGGAGCAAGGAAUAAGGCUUUCUCUACUUGUGCCUCUCACCUGACAGCUGUUGGAGUCUUUUAUGGAACAAUCUUAUUCCUGUACUGUAUACCCAAUAUUAAAAGCUCCUGGUUUACAGCUAAAUUGGGAUCUGUUUUCUAUGCAGUAGUCAUCCCCAUGCUGAACCCCCUUAUAUACAGUCUGAGGAACAAUGAAGUGAAGGACAUACUCAGGAAGCUAAUGGGCAAAAUAUGAUUUCUGAGUAAAUUACU
Messenger RNA from Sarcophilus harrisii (Tasmanian devil), 953 nucleotides. Its product is annotated as olfactory receptor 5D18-like. The coding region runs from base 1 to 936 and encodes 311 amino acids. Gene Ontology annotation, molecular function: G protein-coupled receptor activity; olfactory receptor activity; odorant binding. Gene Ontology annotation, biological process: sensory perception of smell; G protein-coupled receptor signaling pathway. Gene Ontology annotation, cellular component: membrane. The transcript has a single exon. Lineage: Eukaryota; Metazoa; Chordata; Mammalia; Dasyuromorphia; Dasyuridae. The record is from RefSeq and is a predicted model, not a curated record.